Molecule: messenger RNA, 1205 nt
Organism: Fusarium redolens
Lineage: Eukaryota; Fungi; Ascomycota; Sordariomycetes; Hypocreales; Nectriaceae
Product: HotDog domain-containing protein
Exons: 3
Coding region: 124-942 (272 amino acids)
Source: RefSeq, a predicted model, not a curated record
CUCUAAUCAAAAGCCGAAGGCGGCGCAUUCCCAACGCUCUCUCUUUUUUUUUUUUUUUUAUAAAUCUUUGUUUUCGCCUUUCUUUUGUUAACAGAGUGCGCUUUCUAAAACAAAAAAGUCGCCAUGUUUUGCAAACAAUUUGGUCUUAAUGGACGUCUUGCAACGCAAGCUUGCAAACGAUUUGCUCGUCCUGCGCAGUCCCGCAGUUAUGCGACUGGAGCAGCCACAGCAGCCGCUGGCGGCGCUUUCAAGAGAGCAGCAGGUAUGUUGCUCGCUGGCGUAGGCGCAAGCACAGCAGGCGGUUUCGGAACAUGGUACACGAUGCAUUCGAACGGAAUGGGCUUUCACUCGGACGAAGAGAGCCUGCGACGCUUCGUCGCUAACCACGAAGAGGCGAGGAUGGUGGAAGAGACGAUCAACAAACACCCACUCGUUGCAGAGCUGCGCGCCAACCCCGAACUCACCGAAUCACGACCGCACAUGAAAAUGCCCGGCUCAUACCGAAGUCGGAGCCUGACCGGAGGAGCGCUCAUCGGCGAGGGGAAAAUGCCAGUACCACCGUACGCCUGGAUGGCGCCCCAGGGCAAGCAACUUGUGUCUAUAGCAUAUGUCGGUGACGACCUGUGCGGCCACCCUGGCAUCGUACAUGGUGGUUUCCUGGCGACUAUGCUGGAUGAGGGUCUCGGACGUUGCUCUUUCGGUGCGCUGCCUCAUAACAUCGCAGUAACUGCAAACCUCAAUGUGGACUAUCGCAAACCCACACCAGCAGGAAGCUUUCUGGUCCUCCGAGCGGAGACAUAUAAGGUGGAAGGCCGCAAGGCUUGGGUUAGGGGCCAUAUCGAAUUACUGGCUGAGCCAGGCGAGAAGCCAACGAUAGUGGCCGAAGCGAAAGCACUAUUCAUAUCGCCCAAGUAUGCUGCGAUGAUGCCUAAAAUUGGUUAAACGAGUAGACGACACAUGUUAUGACAACUUUUCAGAGCGAGCGACGGGAGUGACGGGUGCAUUUAAAUGGUUUAGAGUUGCGGUAGACGAGAGACCUCGCAGUGGCAGGUGAAAUGAUAGAAUGCGGGCAUUUUACAAGAACAUAUUCUAAUUACAUAUAGAGCGUUAUCUUUGGGAAACUCGGAUACUAGAGCGUGGCCUAUUGAUUUUCUGCCAUAUAUUAUACAUGAACAAAUAAUUUCAAAUUCUCCAUUUAAAGUUGA